CAUUUCCAUCCGCUAUUUGAUUGGUAAAAAAUCAAUUGUUCAAAACAUGACUGAUAUUAAACAUAAAAGUUUUUUUGUAUUCAGCAAGGACCUUUAUCCAACCUCUGAAGCAAAACCACUUUCUGAGUGGUGUCCUGAAAUGACACCGGAGAUCCUUCAAAAGAAGAUUGAUGCUAUUCAAACUAAUUUAACCAUCGACAGUAAAAACACAACCAAGCACAAACGUACUCUUAUCAGCGCACCGGACGACAGGAUUUCUGCCAGAAACGUUGGAUUAGUCGGAGUAGUUGUCAUUUUUCUCGUCGUUUUUGUCAUCGUUUCUUUCGACUUUAUCAACAUUUUUCAGAUUUUUAGAAACAAACGCCCAGGUAUCAAAGUAGAUUAAUGCCUUGCGUCGGCUUUGACACCAAUACCAUGAAUAUAAAGAAGUGAAAAGAGCGAUUUGUCCAACUUUUUUUUAAUUUUCAUUGACCAAAGGACACGGUAAUAUAUGCUCUGCUGUGGGCUAUGUACAGAGUACUUCCACAACACUGAAAGAGUCGCGAAUUUACUGAUGCAUUCCAAUGCUGGAAAGUGGAAAAAUUCUCUCCAAAAGUGCGCAAAAAAUAUUGUGCCUUAAAUUGCACAUUUUUUGCAUUACGGGAUCUGUAGCGUUAUGGUCAAAGAUGAAUAUAUAAAACCAUUACGUACAGAUCUGCAGCUAGUACUUGUAUAAAAAUACCAUAUGACGUGAAAGUGUCCACAGCAAAAUUGAAAUAUCAACAAGAACAUUUGUCAUGUAUUCUCAAUCGUAAAUUUAUGAAAAAUCAAGUUAUUUGAGAAUGGGAAAUCUUUACAGGUCGAAUUCAGACAAGAUUGUGUACAUCAUUCAUAUUUCAUAAUUAUUCCAUAUAUUUCCUUGUCCUUUUUCCUUCUUUAUCUUUCAAUAUUUUCAGUUUUCCUCCCUCUGAUCUUCCAUGAUCAUUUUGAAAAUCGCUUUGAACUGUACCAAAAACGCAAAUCCACCAGUUCUCCCCUUCCUGAACAAUUUCUUUGUGGCUCAGAAUGGUCUCUACAAAAAUUUCAAAAGUAAAAAUAAAAUUGUAAAUACAUAUGAUUCUCAUAUGAUCCACAUAUCAUCCUCAUAUGAAAGGUAAUGCAUAUGUGGAUCAUAUGUGGCUAAAUUGCCUAUGUAUACCGGUGAAUAAAAUUUAAUGAUACUUUCACAGAUUCUUUAUUACAUAAUGUCAUUGUGCACCUCCUAUUUUACUUUUUGAUCUGACACUUAUUUCGGGUCUCCCAGCGCAAAACAUGGGCUUUACCUUUAUUAUCAUAUGAGAGACAGGGUCAUCAUUUAGUGGGCUCAGUGCUCGAUCAGAGUACCUCUAUUUUUUGUAGUUUAUCUUUUAUCACAUAUAAAAAUACCCCAUCUUUGACGCUGUUUAGGUCAGAAAUAAGCAUUCUGUUUAUUGUACAUUUUUGUAAAAUAUCAUAUCAUUGAAUAUCAUCGCAUUAUAUUUGAAACUGUGGAUUUUAUGAUCUAUAUAAGUUUGUUUAUAUUACAUAAUGUGCUUACGUGUAAUUGUGUUCAAAUAUACA
Saccostrea cuccullata (small rock oyster) is the source of this 1578-nucleotide messenger RNA. RefSeq lists its product as uncharacterized. The transcript has 3 exons. Bases 47 to 385 code for a protein of 112 amino acids. Lineage: Eukaryota; Metazoa; Mollusca; Bivalvia; Ostreida; Ostreidae. The record is from RefSeq and is a predicted model, not a curated record.